Elgaria multicarinata webbii is the source of this 6719-nucleotide messenger RNA. It is a transcript of the gene LMLN, whose product is annotated as leishmanolysin like peptidase. The coding region runs from base 11 to 2029 and encodes 672 amino acids. The transcript has 17 exons. The record is from RefSeq and is a predicted model, not a curated record. Lineage: Eukaryota; Metazoa; Chordata; Lepidosauria; Squamata; Anguidae. Gene Ontology annotation, biological process: proteolysis; cell adhesion. Gene Ontology annotation, cellular component: cytoplasm; membrane. Gene Ontology annotation, molecular function: metalloendopeptidase activity.
GGCUGUCAAGAUGGCGGCCGUACUGAGGGGCCGGGGAAUUCUCCAUCCUCCCCGGCCGGUUUCUGCUUUUCCCGCUGUCUUCGCUGUGCUGCUUCUUUUAGGCUAUGGCCCAGCCUCUGCCGCCGCUUCUCCUGUCUGUCAGCACCGCGUCCCCAGCGCCAGGGAGGUUAUCUACAAAGUUUAUCUUAAGGAAAACCGUGUUAUGAAGAGAAAUGUUGAUGAACAACUAAGAAUUAAGACUGUAUAUGACAAAAGUGUGGAGGAAUUGCUACCUGAAAAAAAGCAACUUAUAAAGAAUAAGCUUUUCCCACAAGCUAUUUCUUAUUUAGAGAAGACAUUUCAAGUUCGUAAACCUAGUGGUACUGUACUAUUAAACAGACAGUGUGUUACAAACCAAUAUUUAAGGAAGAAGGAUGAUCCUCACAGAUACUGCCGAGGAGCCUGUUCACAAUAUACAAGGUGUGGCCCAGUUAUAGUUCCUGAGGAACACCUGCAGCAAUGUAGGGUAUGUAGUGAAAAUGGAUGGCUGUGUGGACCUGCUGGUAAAGCAGACCAAGAAGGGGUACGAGAUGCUGACUUUGUGUUGUAUGUUAGCGCACUAACCACUGAAAGGUGUGGCCAAGAAAAUAUUAUUGCCUAUGCAGCAUACUGUCAACUGGAAGCAGAUAUGGACAGACCAAUUGCAGGGUAUGCUAAUUUGUGCCCAAAUAUGAUUUCAACCCAAGCACAAGAGUUUGUUGGCAUGCUGUCUACAGUGAAACAUGAAAUUAUUCAUGCAUUGGGUUUCUCUGCUGGGCUGUUUGCAUUUUAUCGUGAUGAUGAUGGAAAUCCUUUGACUGCCAGAUAUGCAAAUGGACUGCCACCAUUUAAUGAAAGCCUUGGCGUGUAUCAGUGGAGCAAUAAAGUUGUACGUCAUGCAGUACGGUUAUGGGAUGUACGGGGUAAUAAGAUACUGCGUCACAAUAUAUUUCUUCUAAUAACUCCAAAAGUAAUGGAGGAGGCCAGAAAACAUUUUGACUGUCCAAUUUUAGAGGGAAUGGAACUUGAAAAUCAAGGUGGCAUGGGCACAGAGCUCAAUCAUUGGGAGAAGCGUUUGUUGGAGAAUGAAGCAAUGACAGGAUCGCAUACACAGAACAGGGUCUUCUCCCGGAUCACUUUGGCAUUAAUGGAAGAUACAGGCUGGUAUAAAGCCAAUUACAGCAUGGCAGAAAAACUAGACUGGGGCCGAGGUAAAGGCUGUGACUUUGUGAUGAAAAGUUGUAAAUUUUGGAUUGACCACAGGCGGACAAAGAAAGAAUUGGUAGCCCCAUAUUGUGACACUCUGCGGAGUAAUCCAUUGCAACUAACCUGCAGACAGGACCACAGAGCAGUAGCAGUGUGCAAUUUACAGAAGUUCCCUCAACAGCUGCCUCAGGAGUAUCAGUACUUUGACAGUUUGUAUGGAGUACCGCAAGAGGAUUUGCCUUAUUAUGGUGGGUCGGUUGAAAUUGCUGACUACUGUCCUUUCAGUCAGGAAUUUAGUUGGCACUUAAGUGGUGAAUUUCAGCGCAGUUCAGAUUGUAGAAUACUGGAAAAUCAACCAGAUCCUUACAAAAACUAUGCUGCAGAGAAAUAUGGACCAAAUUCAGUUUGUCUCAUUCAGAAGUCAGCUUUUGUUAUGGAACAAUGCAGAAAAAAGCUCAGUUACCCUGACUGGGGUAGUGGGUGUUACCAGGUUUCUUGUUCUCUCCAUGGGCUGACUAUUUGGGUCAAGGACACAGCAUACCCGUGCAGUCACUCAGGUCAAAUUCUAACUGUGAAUAUUCAGAUGAAUGGAUGGAUACAUAUUGGGAAUCUAAUUUGCCCAGCAUGCUCAGAUUUCUGUGAUUUCUGCCCACCUGAGCAGGACCCUCCUCCAAUUGCUAAUCUGACAAGAGUUGCAUCUAUUGAUUUGUGUUCCUGUUCUCCCAGCCUCGUUGUUACUCUGUGGCUAUUGAUGGCAAACUUGCUUCCACUACUGGCUGGAUUUCUUCUAUGUGCAUGGAGUUAAAACAUGCUCCCAUAUCUCCUUUACAGUCAUGUCCUAUAUCUAGAGUACACUAUAUUUGAGUACAUCUCGAAGGCAGCUAUCUGGAAGAACAAUCACAAAUCCAUCUGCCUUGUGGCAAGUAGCCCAGCUGAUCACAUGCUGCAUGGUGCUGGACAACAGCUUCUAGACUAAGAGAGGCAAAGUUUACAGUGACAUCUCAAUAAGUGCCAGUGUUAAUUAAAAGUUUUAUUUUCACAUUGGUAACAAAUUUUGGGGGAACAAACUUGCCAGUUGUAUUAUACUAUCCAUUGCCACUGGUCUGGAGCACUUUUGCUUUGCACAAUUCUCUGAGACUGGGAUAUAGACAGAGAUAUACCUCAAUUUCCUUUAGUCAAAAGCCAUGAAAAUUGGUUGCCAUCGCUGCUAAUAACUUAAGUCUGAUAAGGUUAUGGAGUUCAAAAAGGACUUAUUCUUUCGGUACUGGUUUAGGAUGCUACCAGAAGUAUUCUAUACCUUGUAUACCCUGAUGAUUUGAGGCUGUUUCUUCUGUGAAAUCUCUGCUGCUUAGAAUAUGAGGGAAUGUUUGAACAGCUGCACGUCAUGCACUUUUAGUAUUUUUAAAUAAUGAAAAUAUUUAAUUUGCCCUUUAUUGUCGAAGAAUACUGUUAAACUAUUCUCCCAUAGCUUUUAAUAUACUAAAACAUAAUCCUUUGCAUGUUGACUUAGAAGCAAGUCCUAUUGAAUUCAUUUGGGCUUACUUCCAAGUAAAUAGGCAUAGGAUUGUAGGGUAAGACUAAUUCGAAGCGUGCUUGCUACGAUGUAAAUCUCAUUGAAUUCAAUUGAAAUUAUUUUGAGUAAACAUGUUUGGGACUUGGUAAUUUGAAGAAGUGGGUAGUCCCCAUUCAUAAAAGUUUAUUUCACUGCACUGGCCUUUUAUUUUUAACCCUUCAGUGCAUGCCAGAUAUUGAUCAGACUCAAGCAUCCAGAUGAUUUUCCCACACACACUUCUAGGUGAGUAGACCAAAAGAAGAGUAAAAUAAAACAAAUCUCUUGCUUAGAUUGGAGGGUACCUAAUGUUCUGUUAGGCAAAACGUGUGUAGUGGCAGCAACUAAAAUCUUACUGGCACCAUGUUGACUCCUUUGGGGCUAAAAUGAAAAAAUUCAUUACCAAGAAACCUUGUUUGGUGGUUCUUGGAUGAAAGUACAGCUGACCUCAAUUAACCUAGGUAUAUGAAGAUUUAAAUAUACUUUUUGAAGUACGCAGGUUAGUGGCUGUGCCAUCAAGAAAUUGUUAGACCUAUAUAAACCACCAGCGACUAACUUGCAGAAGAAGAAUCAAUUCCCUAGAGAAUGGAAAACCCUCAGGGAUCAUAGUUCUGAUAACUUUUCUUUAUUAUAACUGGCACAAAUUGUUUUUUGUCUUGGGAUUGGAGGAGGAGUUGUACCUAAUAGUUCUGAUUCAUUCUAAGGUGUGUUUCUUGGAGAUGCUGGACUAGGAGUACUCUGUAAAACAGGAAUUUUAUAUCUAAAUCUUGUAGGACAAUCUGAUCUUUUAAAAUUUAUACUUUGGAAGAAGGCUAUACAGUGGACCAGUUUGUUCAGCACAAUGGGAAAUUGUGGGUUGAUUAAUUGUGCAUGAGCCACCUUCACUUUGCAUAAACAACCUACGAAUGCCCCAUUUGUAGGUUGUUACAUGAUGUGCAAACCUGGACUCUCUGGGUUAUUUAUGGGUUUGUCAAUCCAGAGUUAACCUAAACAGCUAUGUGUCCCCCCAGCUAAUUGUGCAUUAAUUAACCCAAGAUUUUCCACUGUGACAUGUGAACUGCAUCAGUGUAGUGAGAUCAGAACCUUGAGUAGAAUCAGGUGAACUCUUCUGUUUAUUCCAAGCACAUCCCCUUCUAUAAUAGUGCCUGCUAGAUUAUUAUUUUUCUUAAAAUUAACUUUAUUUUUAGAAAUACACUACGUAGAACACUAUAUUACCUUCUACAUUAGCCUUAAAUGGGUUGGGGAUUGAAGGCAUAGAAAUAGCAAUAAAAUGUUAGGAUUAAGAAAUGCUUUAAACUUGUACAAUUUGAUGAAUGGAAAUUAAUUUUCUAGAUAGAUUCAGCUCAACAACUAGUAUGAAACAGUUUCAUAAAAUCAAGGAGUAGAAACUGUCUUUUAAUCUGUGCAAUAAUAGAACUUAAAUAGCAUCUUCAAAGAAUGCUUUUAUAUACUUGAACUUUUUUUUCUUUUUGUCUUGAAGUAAAACAAUUGCACUGUAUCAACCUUUUGGCUAACUUUAUAUGUGAGCAUUUAUACCAAUGUUAAUGUAUGAUUUUGUUGUUGUAAAGGUAAAACCUUGUCAUCCUUGACUGAGAAAUGCUGAACAUUAAUGGGUCCAAUUGAAAAUUUAGUGCAAUGGAGAAACGACUGAAACAUUUGUAAUGUAUGUUAGUGAUCAUAGUGCACAGAAUUUGAAGAGUGUUUUAUCUUUGUAUGUAGAUGUUAAUUGCUUCAGUGCAUCUUGUAAAGUAAAAAUGCCAUUGCCCUCGUUAUGUCUGAGAAGAUGCUAGCGGAUAAUAAUCCAAGCCCCAACCUAAACAACUGGAAUUGACCUGUGUUUUCAGAAAUCUCCCAAAUUUAAAUUUUAAAUCACCCACUCUCCUGCAUUAAUAAAACAAAUUCUGAUAGACCAGCCAAGAACCCCUUAACGCAACAUUUUACUGUUGCAGAAUGAUUCCAUGAGGAUGUUGUACAGGAGGCAAGGCCUACCAGUGUCGUUGCUAUUUCAGAUAUCCCAGCUGGCCCUAGGCAAUUUUCUGAAUAACUGCCUAAAUUCUAGAGUGUUGCCAACCACGGGAUCAUUUUGGACCUGAUGAUGUGCCUAAAGCAUUAAAUAAAAUCAUUGCUUAUUGUUUUGUGUAAAUUGAGUGUCUGUCAGUGCAGUGGAAGCUAGCUUUCCCACAGUAGAACAAACAGUUUAGUAAAACAAUAUGAUUUCAGGUAAACUUUCUUAUGGCUGUUUGAAAUAUCAAAAUUAACAGUGACACUGAAUGUUUUAUGAAAAACAUGUCAGGGUUGUUUUUUUUAGAGCAAAGGUACCACAGUAGAAAGCUGUAACCUAUUUUCAAAAUGCAGAAUCUAAAUAUAAUCCCUAACUUUAAAUAGCAAAGAUCAGGUAGUGGAUGUAAUUGAUAUAAACUGCAUGUAGAACUGUAGUUUAAGCACAAUUAAGUAUAGAUAUUUUUAAAUACAGGUCACACUGCCACUAGUUUUCUUCCUUCAUACACAUUAACAACAGAGAUAUGGGCAUACAGUAUUAAACCUGUACUGCUUUUUCCCUGUAACAUUGCCCCUGCCCCCCUUUUUGGGGAACUCACCAGCAGACCAGUCAUUUUAAACUUGGAGGAGCCUUGCAUUGCCUACUCCCUGUUUUUUAUGGUAGUCUCUAGAAUGCGUCAUAUCUCAUGAGGAAGGAAAUGACCAUUGAACAUUUUCCCCCUAUAAAGCUGUACACGAUCUUUUUCUGGCUCAGUUCAGACAACAUAUUUCUCAAUGGUGGCUUUAGAACUCCAUGAUGGCAUUUUUACACCACUGUUGAGAAAUGUGCAGUCUAGCAGGAAACCUCCGUGCAAUGGUGGAGCUUUUUGGGAAAACACUCCACACAGAAUAUCCACAAUGUGCAGAGAAGAGUUCCUGUACAACCAUUGUAUUGCGUGUUGUGGGCUCCAUGGAGUUUUCUGUUGAGUUGAUUUUUCCCACUUGCUACAGAGUUCCCUUGCAAGAGUGGCGAAAAGAGUGCUGCUCUAGCAGAGCAGCCAGGAUUGGGUUUUUUGCAGCAAUGGCUGAUGGGAUGUCAUUGGGAAGACCAGGGGAGGAGAGAGGGCAGAGGAACUGUCAAUCAAACAUCACAUUGACUUUUACUCAACUCCACGGUAGCUCACACGGUGGAGUUAGAACAUGUUGUGUGGAAAGUACCCCCUAAAAACUGAACCGCUGAGUGGAGUUUUCACACUGUGUUGACUAAAGUGUUGUCUGAACUGAGCAAACUAUUUGAAAGAGAUUAUUCUUGGACAGUUUCUCCAAGCCUGUGAACUACUAUCUUCUAAAUCUGCUUCUUUCUUAAUUCCAGGGAGAACUUUGGAUCAAGACUGUAUUGAAAGCACUUGCGUUUUUACCUUAUCCUGUAUUUCAUACAUUUUGAUAUGAUGUAGAAUAUCUUUCCGAAGAAUAUUGGGGGAAGCUUACUGUAUUUCUGCCUCUCCUUAUACAGGCCAAUGCUAAUUUUUGCUCUUAUAUAUGAUGAGCACCGUACCUAACAUAAUUGAUGUUCCUAUAGUUCUCUGGAGUUCCUGGGUAUGUUAUGCAGGUUGUAGCUGGAUGGUUUAUGAUCUAAUACCUGCUGUGGUUGUCGGUGUUUGAUGGGGAAGUGUGUGAAUGCACACUCCAUAAGUGCAUGCUCCAUAGGAGCCAAGGCCUUCUUAGUGGGAGCUGAUCCAAAUCGUAGUCUGUAUAUAUGUCUGUUACUCUAUACUAAAAAUGUCAACUUUUUAAAACGUAAAUACUUUGCAGAUAAACUUAUUUGGGAUGAGUGAAUCUAGGAUUUGCUGUAUGCUAUUGCAACAAAAUGUAAAUACAGAAUUGUUUUCCGAUUCUUUUUGUGAGUUGAUCUGAAGGCUGGAUUAUAUAUGUGGUGCUUAUAUAUGCAAUUAAAAUAUUUUUUUAAGUA